This is a messenger RNA of Myripristis murdjan (pinecone soldierfish), 824 nucleotides long. It is a transcript of the gene plgrkt, whose product is annotated as plasminogen receptor, C-terminal lysine transmembrane protein. NCBI's taxonomy places the organism in Eukaryota, Metazoa, Chordata, Actinopteri, Holocentriformes, Holocentridae. Gene Ontology annotation, cellular component: plasma membrane. The record is from RefSeq and is a predicted model, not a curated record. Bases 212 to 634 code for a protein of 140 amino acids. Gene Ontology annotation, biological process: positive regulation of plasminogen activation. The transcript is spliced from 5 exons.
AAGAAGAAGAAGAAGAAGUUUUGACCAAAAGCGAUUUUUAUUUUAUUGGGCGUCGAUACUCAUUAUGUCUUUUGUCAGAGACAUGACCUUGAGACCUCUUCAGGCUUAUUUUACAUUCUUGUUUUAAUCUGCAGCUGUCUGUGACAUAUAGUUGGCAGCGUAACGCUUUCGUUUUCAGUCAGCCAAGAUACCCACAAGCACAAACGUCACCAUGGGGUUCCUGUUGUCUAAAUCCAUGGAUGCAAACUUGAAAAAGCAGCAGGAGUUCAUGCUUGUCAAUUCCAGGCUGCAGAUGGAGCGUCAGAUCCUGAUGCAGAACCAGAUGAGAGAGAGGCAGAUGGCCAUGCAGAUUGCCUGGUCCAGAGAGUUCCUCAAAUAUUUUGGCACUUUCUUCGCAUUGGCCACAAUGGGACUCACUGUGGGUGCCAUUAAGAAGAAAAAGCCAGGUCUGUUCGCUCCCGUCGUUCCCCUCAGCUUCGUCCUGGCCUAUCAGAUGGACAUGGCCUAUGGGACACUGAUUUAUCGUAUGAGAGGGGAGGCUGAGAGUAUCAUGGUCACAGAGCACGACCGCCUGCUCCUUCCUCAUGGGACUCCAACCUUUGACAGCAUAGAGAAGGCCCGCCGAGCCAAAUAACUGUACUGUCAUUAUCAUUAUUAUUAAUGUUAUUGUUAUUGCAUGGGGGUGAGAUAAUUUACGGUGGUGGUGCACGCCAUUUAUAAUUUCUUAUUUAUGUUUUGACAUCAAGUUGCUUUCUUUGCUUAGUGCAGUAGUCACUACAAAAAACAUGUUUUUAACGUCAAUAAAGAAUACAUUAUAUCGCAGA